Messenger RNA from Magnolia sinica, 1580 nucleotides. Its product is annotated as OVARIAN TUMOR DOMAIN-containing deubiquitinating enzyme 4-like. The record is from RefSeq and is a predicted model, not a curated record. NCBI's taxonomy places the organism in Eukaryota, Viridiplantae, Streptophyta, Magnoliopsida, Magnoliales, Magnoliaceae. Gene Ontology annotation, cellular component: cytosol; nucleus. Gene Ontology annotation, molecular function: cysteine-type deubiquitinase activity. The coding region runs from base 225 to 1256 and encodes 343 amino acids. The transcript has 8 exons. Gene Ontology annotation, biological process: endoplasmic reticulum unfolded protein response; protein deubiquitination.
UCUAAUGAUCCUUUCCAUCCCAAGGAACGCCGGACACGUUCGAGAAGAUACCUGUUUUGCAUUAAAAAUCCGAGAAAAGGAGAAGAAAAGAAAAAAGAAAAGCGUGGAUUUUGAAAUGGAUUAUAUUGAGCACCAAGACCUGCUAGGCAUGGAAAAGAAAAAAUUUGCAUUUGGGGCAAUAACAUGGUGUGGAUUGCUUUUCGUGUUCCUGAGGCGAUGUUAACAUGACCAUCUACUUUCACAUUAGCACACAUUCAAAACGGAUCGUUCAUGUUGGUGGAAAUAUCGGGAAGCAAAUGUUGAGCCCUGCCUGUGCAGUGCCCCAGUCACUGUCCAAUUCAUGUUGUAAUGUUUUUCACACGAUCCAGUUUCGUCAAAGAUGUACAGCUGUGACCAUCUGUAGGACAUUUUCCUGUUCAUCCAUUGGUUUGUCAGCAUUUGACAGCAGAUGCCUUAGGUCUGGCCUUUUCAAACAGCAGAGAAACUGGCCUUCAUUUAUGAUGAAAAGCUUGGUAAGCUGUGGAGGACACCGGACAAUACGUCUUGGGCUCUCGUCUUGGUGUCAAAACAUGAGUUUGAGGCUUACAGUGCCAAAUUGUGGAGGGGUUUCAAAAAUCAGUUGGAACGUGAGACCUUCAAGUUGGCUGCAAGGAGGCACUUCGGCCGGCCUUAUUUUUGGGGUGUGUGUUUGUUUCUUGAGUUCUGGAUCAGUGCAUGCCGAAGCAUCCAUGGGAAAUAAUGAUGAGAAAGAUGAACGUGGGUCAUCAUCAUUCAGCACUUCUUCGCAUGGGAAGAAAGUUUAUACUGAUUAUUCUGUAACUGGCAUACCGGGAGAUGGGCGUUGUUUGUUCCGGUCUGUGGUUCACGGGGCUUGCUUACGAUCUGGGAAACCAUCACCAAGCGAGACCCUCCAGAAACAAUUAGCAGAUGAGUUGCGGUCCAAAGUUGCAGAUGAAUUUGUUAAGAGGCGUGAAGAGACGGAAUGGUUUGUUGAAGGCGAUUUCGAUACUUAUGUGUCACAUAUUAGAAAGCCGCAUGUAUGGGGAGGCGAGCCAGAGUUGUUCAUGGCCUCACAUGUUCUCCAGAUGCCGAUUACUGUUUACAUGUAUGAUGAGGAUUCUGGUGGGUUGAUUGCCAUUGCCGAGUAUGGCCAAGAAUAUGGAAAGGAGGAUCCAAUCAGGGUUCUUUAUCAUGGUUUUGGCCAUUAUGAGUCAUUGCAGAUUCCUGGAAAGAGGGGUGGUAAAUCAAGACUUUAGCACGCAGCAAAAUAUGAAAUGGGCAGAAGCCAAGCGAAAAUAUGUGUAGAGGUUGCACGAAUGAUGAAGGUACGAGGCCUGAACUUUAUACUUCUUGGGAGAGAGGCUAGGGUUCAAGAAAGAAAAGCAAAGAAUACAAGCUGGCAUGGAAGUUGCAUUUGUAAAGGAGCCGGCUGGCGAAUAAUGAAGUUAUGCAGCCGAGGUGUCCCUUUUGGAUUCCAAUUGUAUGAAAAAACAAACAACUUCCUAUAUAUGGAUGAAAUGUCAGUUGAUCCCUUGUUCUUAAAGCCGAUGAUUAAUUCAUUCGUUCUUUUAUUAUUAUUA